Ylistrum balloti is the source of this 963-nucleotide messenger RNA. RefSeq lists its product as uncharacterized. The coding region runs from base 1 to 963 and encodes 320 amino acids. The record is from RefSeq and is a predicted model, not a curated record. Lineage: Eukaryota; Metazoa; Mollusca; Bivalvia; Pectinida; Pectinidae. Gene Ontology annotation, molecular function: protein binding. The transcript has a single exon.
AUGGUUUGUGGCACAAUAAUGGUGGCAGUCUGCUUAGCCUCAAUGUCUCUAGGACAGGAAGUAGACAUAGAUGACGAUAUUCCACAAACGAAUAGCAAUAUACUAAUGGACUUUCAACACAGGUUAACUGUUCUGGAAAAUCUACAUAAAGAAGACACUAUUCGUAUUGGCGAACUCGAAAAACAGCGACAUGCUGAUCAAAGCCGUAUUGCCAUCCUUGAGAAACAACAGCGAUUGGAUAACAGUCGUAUUUCUGACUUUGUAAACAAUAGAUUUGUUGACAAGAGGAAUAUCGCCAGUCUUCUGAAACAGCGUCGAACUGACCGACAGCGAAUAGAUGACCUUGAGAAGCAGAAAUCAAUUGAUGAAAAUCGCCUUUAUGGCAUUGAGAACCGGCUAGAUCUGGGUCAUUUAAAAGACAUUGUUAAAGAAUGUAGAAAAGACUUAAAUGUCACAAGCACCGUUGAUGUAAAACGUCCGACUUCAGGAAGGAAAUCGAAACACGAUACAAUAAAAUCAACAUCUGUUAAAAACGACCAAGAAAUUGAAAAACGUGUGUCGGACAAUGGAAACACCGUAGCAUUUUCCGCCGUUUUAUCUCAUGAUUACAAACCAAUUGUAGAUCAUAUGGAGAUGCAUUUUGACAAUGUGGUCACUAAUAUUGGAGGGUCUUACAGUGGAAACACUGGUACUUUCACGUGUUCACGUGCGGGUGUAUAUGUGUUCUUAUGGACAGUGCACGUUAACCCACGCUUCGCGUACACAGAACUGGUAAAAAAUGCUGUAGUGGUUGGGAAGGCGUUUUCUGGGGAUUCGCAGUACAGCGGAUACGGAGGAAGUUCCGUGGUGUUACAACUGGUUGAAGGAGACGAAGUUUGGGUUCGAGUAGGUGCUCAUGCAACUCUAACAUAUAUAUAUGGCAAUGCACGUUCAACAAUGUUCUCAGGAUUUCUUCUCCAGUAG